AUGCCUCCUGCGCGCGUGGACGGGCUGGUGCCGGCGACGGGCUACUUGCUGCGGGUGGCGGCCGAGAACAGAGUUGGCCGCAGCGAGUUUUCCGCCGGCGUCAGAGUUGUUACCCUCGAAGAGCCGCCGGCGGGGCCUCCACUUAAUCUUAAAGUUUCAGGAAGAACGUCUACCAGCAUCAGUCUGCGCUGGGACCCCCCACAACGCAACCUCAGCCACGGUGUCAUAUUGGGCUACCACCUCGGCUUCAGGGAGAACGGAUUUAUCAACGGAGCUGACGUGAGGCCGUACAAUUUCACCAUCGUUGCCCUGCCUGGACCGAGUCAAUCGUACAAGGAGCUUUCCAUUAUGGCAACUCCGGGCCUCAGUCCACCCCCCGCCUCUCCUGAGAUCGACCCCACCAAUUUGUUGUCUAGUACCAGUCUCUUAUACACAUCUAGAUGUGUAUAA
Messenger RNA from Hyalella azteca, 450 nucleotides. RefSeq names its product protein sidekick-2-like. The coding region runs from base 1 to 450 and encodes 149 amino acids. The record is from RefSeq and is a predicted model, not a curated record. The transcript has 3 exons. Lineage: Eukaryota; Metazoa; Arthropoda; Malacostraca; Amphipoda; Hyalellidae. Gene Ontology annotation, molecular function: protein binding.